UCGUGGCCGGAUCGCCUGUUCGUCCUGUAAGUUGAUGCUUGUUUCCUUGCCCCUGUCACUGCUCUUGAUUAGUCCGCCUCGGAUCGCUGCAUCGGAGUGUGGUUGUCCUCGUGGCUCUGCCCUCGCUCUCUGCUGUCUUCCAUUCUUCCCACCCCCCCAUCGUCGUUGGGGAGAGAUCCGCCUUCCCCGACUCUGGGUUGGGCGUCGCUGGUCUCUCUCCUAUGUCCACGCACAAUGCCAUCCCCGGUUCACAGCACAAUAGUUUGGUUCUCGACAGUUGAGAUGUCGAUUGCUUCCACGCACCCAGAUCUAGAUCCCUCCGUGGUUUGAUGAUUCGAGGGCGUUUUCUAGAGCUUCUCGCCAUUUUCUCUGCAACUGUCAUGAUGACUUGGACGGGAGUCCCCUAAUGCUGAUGCCCGAUUUCAGACCUCUUUUGUCUUUCCCCGUGGAGAUCCACUCCCUUAAUCGCAAUGGCCGACCCCACCGAUCUGAAUCUCGAUGCGCCGAGCGAUCUUCAGGACAUCCCGGAGAUGGCCAUGCAGUUGAUUCCCCCUCCGGAAGGGACGUAUCCUGACAAGUCAUCUCUUCUGACGGCAGUCCAGGCGCACGGCAAAGCACAUGGAUACAAUGUCGUCGUGAAAUCGUCCAGUACCCCCACCGAAAAGAAGCCGGGCCGUACGGCAAAGGUGUGGCUUCGAUGCGAUCGGGGUGGGCAUUAUCGUCCUCGGAACGGGCUCACCGAGGAGACGAGAAAACGGCGGCGAACGUCCCGUCUGAUGGACUGCCCGUUCAUGCUAGUCGCAGCCGGAACUCCUGGCAUUUGGACGUUGACUGUGUUGAACCCGACUCACAACCAUGGCCCAGUGAUUGAGAAGCCGCGGCAAGUUCCUCAUCAUAAGGUCCGGAAGGGCCAGAUUGCCGCAGUCCCUUAUGACUGGCCACACGACGCUACUUUGACGCCAUACACGACUGCGUUGGUGAUUGUGGACAUGCAAAAGGAUUUCUGCUCGCCGGGUGGAUACCUAGAAUACCAGGGCUACGACAUUUCAGCCACACAGGCACUUAUCGUCAAACUUCAGCAUCUUUUAGGAAUUUUCCGUGCGUCCGGGUUUCCGGUCUACCACACUCGCGAGGGCCAUCGACCCGACCUAUCUACAUUAUCUAGCCGAGAAGCCUACCGAUCACGGAACAAUGCUUCCGGGCUGGGAAUUGGCUCGCCUGGCCCACUCGGACGCCUUCUGAUCCGCGGCGAAGUUGGCCACGACACCGUCGACGAACUAUAUCCGAUCCCCGGGGAGCCUGUCAUCGACAAGCCGGGCCGCGGCGCAUUUGCGCACACCGACUUCGAACUUCUGCUCCGCAACAAAGGCAUCAAGAACCUGGUCAUCGUCGGCGUUACCACUGACGUAUGCGUCUCGACUACGAUGCGCGAGGCCAACGACCGCGGGUUCGAUUGCGUUGUUCUGGACGACGGCACGACCGCCAGCGACCCCAGCCUGCACGUCAGCACGAUGGACUCGGUGAAGAUGGAAGGCGGAAUCUUCGGCGCGGUGGCCAAAAUGGAAGAUGUGAUCAGCGCCGUGGAGAAUUUCAAAUCGGUCACUGUGAAGAAGCUGGCUCCACAGAUGACGGUUUAGAUUGACAUGAUUGGAAUGGGCGGAAGACUACCUUACCAUGCGAGGCAUGACAUUUGGCCUGGUUGAUUCGAUUGGCCAGAAUUUUCUAUUCUUGUUUGAUGUGCACAUUCAGCGACAUGAAGGAGUGAUUGGAGCAGUUUUCAUUAUUUAUUUUAGCCACGAUUUAUUGAUUGCUUAGUCUAGAUAGUUUCAAGGGCCUCGAACACGACAAGAUGAAUCACGAGAAAUGACCCUUGAUUUAAUAUCUAGUAGAAAUGAAAUGUAAAUGUCCAAC
Aspergillus steynii IBT 23096 is the source of this 1911-nucleotide messenger RNA. Its product is annotated as cysteine hydrolase family protein. The coding region runs from base 471 to 1637 and encodes 388 amino acids. The record is from RefSeq and is a predicted model, not a curated record. Lineage: Eukaryota; Fungi; Ascomycota; Eurotiomycetes; Eurotiales; Aspergillaceae. The transcript is spliced from 4 exons.